AUGGAUGAGUUCAGCUUUAGCCAAGAGCAAGUGCAGGAGCAAGAGCAGGAGCAUGAGGAGGAGGCCGAGCAGGACCACGAGCAGGAGGUGGAGCAGGAAGAGGAGCACGACAAAGUGCAGGAGGCGCCGCUUGAGCAGCGCUACGCCCGGGAGUCUGAGGAGGCUGUCCCCUGGCCGCUCAAGGCGCUCACGCAGCUCCGGAGCUCGGAGCUGCCCUUCUAUCCCAUGGCAGACUUCGCCGUGAACAAAGGGAUCUUCAACGAGUCCAGCCCGGCGCCCUGCGGCAUUCCGAGCUUUGUCAUGCUGAGCGACAACUACUACCGCCGCCAGUGGCGGCUGACCUCUGUCCGGAGGCUGCGCAGCGUGAUCUGCUUCAUGGAAUGGGUGCCUUCCGUGGAGAAGUUGGCGCGAUUCGAGGUGUCCACCAGUACUCUCAGUGAGGAUCAACGCUUCCGCCUGCGCGAGGCCUUGGAGCUGUGUAGCGGAGGUCGCAGUGACUGCUCUGCGGGCUUUGGGGAACAGGAGGUGCGCGCGCUAUGCAACGUCCUCGACUUGCAGAUGGAGGGUGCAGCUUUCACUGCCGCUAUGCCGCCCUGCAGCCGCGUCAGCAUGGCGGAGCUGGAGAAGCAGCUGGCAACGCAGAGCAUCUACAAGAUGCAGCAGGGAAGGCUUUUCGUGGCUCUGAGCCUUCAAGAGGCGGAGCACUUGCGAGGCUCCAUGCAUCUUCUGAAAAGCCGUUCCCCAGAUUGCGGCAUUGCUCUGAGGUGCGUCGGCUGUAAGGAGGCCAGAGAUGAGUCCCUGCUGGACUGGCACGGCCCCGUGCUCCGCACCGAACUUGGUCACCAGCUGGAGGUGGCGGAGCAGCUUUUCCGAUUUCUGAACUCCGUGGAGGAUUUCCAGGCAAGAGAGGUGAGCGUGCUGCUGCGCGCCCUUCAGCUGACACGGAUGGAGGACCGCCUGCCGUGGUGGCUGGACACGCGUGGGUGCCGGCGGCGCAGCCACAGGCCGUGGCAGAGGAUGCCGGUGGCCAAAGUCUUUCUGCAGCAAGACGAGUACGAGGACUGGGCCACGAAGGCCCUGCUGUUGCGCCUGCGCUGGGCCCUGGCCGCGCAGCAGCUCUGGCCAGCCGACGCCUUCCGACUUUGGGACUCCCAGGGUAACGGCUGCCUGCAGAGGGCGGAUCUAGCAGCAGGACUGGACCAUUUUGGUGUCAGAAGCGAGCGCCUCUCUUCCGAGCGCUGGGCGCAGCAGGUGGAAAACUUGUUCCGGUGCCUAGCGCAGGAUGGGCGAGAGGCGAUCUUUGUGGAGGAUUUCCGUGCUGCCCUCGAGCUGCAAGCUGGAGACUGGGAGGUCACGCCGAUGGCAUCCAUGGCUUCGCCCUCCAGCCGCGUCUCGAGAGCGGCGAGUGCCUUCGAAGGGAGAAAGCACCAGGCGGCUGGGCCAGCCGACGGUGUACCACCAUCUGUGUCGCCGCUUCGGGCAGGUGCCGCGCCGGAAGCCAUCUCCGCCGAGGUGGGCGCAUCUCCCAUGGGUGCGGUCUCGGCCUCGCCUUCGGUGGACACCUUAAAGCCAAGAGUCUCGCGGCUGACGCCAGAGAUCUGCCAACAGCUGAAGGCCGGUCGCUUCAAGCUGAAGUGGCAGAAGCACAGCUCGUUCCGUCCCCUUUGGUCUGGCGCAGUGUGUUGCUGGGCAGCCACCGAGCUCAUCCCUCGCGGGAAAUUCUUGGGCGUGAAGAGAGGCUCCAAUGCGGUGAAGGAGCGAAUCGCUUUGGGCCACUAUGUGAGCACCAGCAACCUCACCGCUGCCCAGCUUAUGGAGGUGACGGAUGAGCAGCACAGCGGCUUCUUUGCGAAGCAUCCGCGGGAUGAUCUGAACCGCUUCUUGGACACCUUCUUCCCACAUCCUAUCCGAUUUCGGCAUAUCUGGCAGCACAAGGAAGCAUCGAAGACACUGUACGUGUGGCAAGCCGUGCCGCCAUCAGCAGACUUCGUUGCCGCCGGCAUGGUCUGCACCACCGAGGACGAGGCACCCUCCCUAGAGGAGCUCCGGUGCUUGCCGAGGCUUUGGGCCGAGCGAGUGGUCGACUUGCAGGCUUGGCCGUGCAGCGACGGCUUCUCCAUUUGGCUUCCCAGCGACGGCGUUGGCUUCUUGCAGGUCACUGGCAGCGAGGCGCCGGAGACGUACCAGCUCAGGGCAGGCAAGAA
Messenger RNA from Effrenium voratum, 2204 nucleotides. The record is from the annotation of a GenBank genome assembly. NCBI's taxonomy places the organism in Eukaryota, Dinophyceae, Suessiales, Symbiodiniaceae.